AUGGCAAACAGAACAUUAAAGGAUGCCAAAAACAUCCAUGGAACCAAUCCACAGUAUCUCAUUGAGAAAAUCAUCAGAUCAAGAAUUUAUGAUUCACAAUAUUGGAAAGAAAGCUGUUUUGCACUUACAGCGGAACUUAUGGUUGAUAAAGCGAUGGAAUUACGAUUUUUGGGCGGUGUUUUUGGAGGAAAUAUUAAGCCGACGCCAUUUAUUUGCCUGGUUUUAAAGUUUUUACAGAUCCAGCCAGAAAAAGAUAUUGUAAUUGAAUUCAUCAAGAAUGAGGAGUUUAAGUAUGUCCGUGCAUUAGGAGCAUUCUAUUUAAGACUUACAGCAUCAGCUGUUGAUUGCUACAAAUAUCUUGAGCCACUUUACAAUGAUUAUCGGAAGUUAAGAAGACAAAAUCGAAUGGGACAUUACGAAAUUGUUCAUAUGGACGAGUUUAUUGAUGAAUUAUUAAGAGAGGAACGUGUUUGCGAUGUUAUUCUACCGAGAAUCCAAAAGAGAUGUGUUUUAGAAGAAAGUGGUGAACUGGAUCCAAAAGUUUCUUUACUAGAUGACGAUUUAGACCAAGAAAUGAUGACUGACGAUGAAGAAAAUGAGAAAGUCAGUGAGCCACCAAAACAUACAAGCAGUAAGCAUACAUCAUCAUCAGAUCAUCGCAGAAGGAGUCGUUCAAGAUCAACAUCCCGUGAAAAAUACAAAAAAUCAAAGGAUCGUAAAAGAAAUGAGUCACCAUUACGCAAAAAGUACAAAGAGGAACGACGAGACAGGAAAAGAUCACCAAAUCGUGACAGACGUCGCUCAAGAUCCCGUUCAAAUGAAAGAUCCAGAAAUUAUGAUGAUCGGUACCAUAAACGUGAUAGAAGCUACGAACGGGAUAGACGACGAUACUAG
Molecule: messenger RNA, 894 nt
Organism: Chironomus riparius
Lineage: Eukaryota; Metazoa; Arthropoda; Insecta; Diptera; Chironomidae
Source: the annotation of a GenBank genome assembly